Molecule: messenger RNA, 1330 nt
Organism: Aureobasidium pullulans EXF-150
Lineage: Eukaryota; Fungi; Ascomycota; Dothideomycetes; Dothideales; Saccotheciaceae
Exons: 1
Coding region: 42-1247 (401 amino acids)
Source: RefSeq, a predicted model, not a curated record
UGUCGGUUUACUGCGUCUCGGGCAAGUUCUCCAACCCAUACAUGCUAACCUUCUUCCUGCUUAGUGUGUUCCGCUACUUGCGCCUGAUCGUCAACAUCAUUGCCUUUGCCAACCUCAAGGGUCAUCCUAUCAAGUCCGAACCAACCUUCACCUCCAGUGACGUCUCUGUUGUUGUUCCUACCGUCUUUGCCGACAAGGCUGAGGUCAUCUCUUGCCUCCAACGCAUUCGUGUCUGCAACCCUCACCAGCUCAUUGUUGUCACCAGCAAUGCUCUCGUCGAGAGUGUUCUUGCCGCCUGCGCUGAAGUCACUGCUUCUGCCGAAACCGAGAGUGAAAAGCUCGACAUUGUCCAGGUCGUCGGUGUUGACAAGCUCAACAAGAGAACUCAAAUGGUUGCAGCUCUUCAACAAGCUGUCACUGGUUCAAUCGUCGCCUUCGCUGAUGACGAUGUUUUCUGGCCUAAGAAUACCUUCAUCGAUACCAUGGUUGCCUGUUUUGAAGAUUCGAAAGUUGGUGCUUGUGGACCAUCUCAAAGAGUUUGCCGCUCCACUGACCUUGACAAGCCCACAUCCUUCACAAAUUUCCUUGGUAUCUGCUAUUUGGAGCGCCGCAACUUCAACACAGGUGCUACCAACUCCAUUGACGGUGCCGUUUCAACUCUUUCUGGUCGCACCAGCUUCUACCGUGCCAGCCUCCUUCAGAACGAUGACUUUUAUUCAUUCUUCCUCAACGCUGCCAACCAUGAUGACGAUAAGAACCUCACUAGAUGGGUUUAUGACCAGGGCCUCCAGAUCACUCUUCAAUUCGACCCCAACGCCCGCAUCAUGACCACCCUCGAGACUAAGCCUAAGAUGUUCUUGAACCAGUGCAUGCGCUGGGCUCGUGGUCACUGGAGAGGUAACUUCCGUGUCAUGCAGACUACAACUUACUGGUACGACACUCACAUCUGGUCUCUCUACGCCAUCUACAUUGGUCAGUUCCAGACUCCUGCCUUCCUCAUCGACGGCGGUCUCUUGACUCUCCUCUACAACGGUAUGUCUACCUACGACAGCUACACUCGCAACGCUGCUCUCAUUGCCCUUGUCUCCUGGAUUCUCUUCACCAAGAUUGUCAAGAUCAUCCCUCACUUCUGUGAGUUCCCUCAAGACAUCAAGUUCAUCCCUGCAAUGAUUGCCUUCAGCUACUUCCACGGCCUUCUCAAUGUUUACGCUCUCAUCACUAGAGACAACAAGGUCUGGGGUCGUUAAAGGGUCAGCAUGUUCUCGCUUUGGUUAUUCUCACCGGUUACUUUGUACCCCUACCCCCUUUUUCCUUUGCCCCCUCCCUCCCU